Molecule: messenger RNA, 1237 nt
Organism: Camellia sinensis
Lineage: Eukaryota; Viridiplantae; Streptophyta; Magnoliopsida; Ericales; Theaceae
Source: RefSeq, a predicted model, not a curated record
UAUUUAAUAGAAAGGUCGUAACCUUCUUCUUCCUGAGAAAUAUGGCUUCGGAGUCUCCGAGUUGUGCUCGUAAAGUUGUUGUUCAUCUAAGAGCCACUGGUGAUGCCCCAAUUCUCAAGCAAGCCAAGUUCAAGAUUGCUGGAACUGAUAAGUUUGCUAAAGUGAUUGACUUUCUUCAUCGCCAGCUUCACAGGGAGACAUUGUUUGUGUAUGUCAACAGUGCCUUCUCACCCAACCCAAUUGAAUUGGUGAUAGAUCUGUAUAAGGCUGAUUUCAUACUGCCCAGCUCUGUACACUUUUUUUUUUUUUUUUAUCAAAGAAACCAAUUAAGAUUCAUUCAUAGAUAAACUAGAAACAAGCAAGGGAGGGGGGCAUGCCACCCAAUUUACAGGAAGAUAACCUCCUAGUCUAGCUCGUGCAACCCAGUUCGCUGCACUAUUAACACUGCGAGGACGCCAUCUGAAGGAGAGACCACGCUUGUGUGCUAGAGCCUUGAUGUCAGCAACGAGAGCAGCACAAUCCCAAGGAGGGGCAUCCUCUGAAACACUUAGCUUGAUUGCUCCUUGAUUAUCCCCUUCAACCUCCACUCGACUGAGAUGCAGGGUGUCUGUGACAACCCUCACCAUUGAUUAGUGUUAAUCUAUGACUAAGCAUGUUAAGUGACUGGUUGAUUAAAAUUUUGACUGAUUGAUUGAGUGUAUUAAUUCAAAUGCAUUUCUAUCUGUUUGUCAUUGAUUUAUCUGUUCAUACUUUAAGUUUUGAACUGUAAAUUGAAGGCCUUAUCGGUGGCCGAAUCUGAAAUUGAUUAGUGUUUUGUGUUAAUUAGAAUUAAUGUGAUUUUAUGGUAUGUUAAUUGAAAUUUGACUUGGUAUGAUUAAAUUGGAUUAAAUAAUGUUAACUUGCAUUAGUGGGCUUAUUUACCAAAAUGCCACUUAAUGGGCCACUUUGUUAAACCUUGUCUAGAGCUUGAUUUCAUGUCAUUUGCUCAUCUUUGAGAGACCAAAACCGUAGGAGAGAGUGAGAGAGGAGAAGUUUGGUUUUAUCUAGAGAAUUGCUUGGAAAUUUAGAGGAAUUGAAGUGUAGAUUGCACAUUUGAGCUUCUAUUCUUGAACUUGAAGACUUAAGGUAGAGCUUUUACCUUCUUGUUUAUGAAUUGAGUUGAUUCUUGCAUGGUUUAGAAGAAUGUUGAAGUCUAGAGCCAAGUUAUGGCUUUAAAUGUGGAUUAGUGAGCUUGAAU